GAAGCCAUUGUCCAGCGCGGAACAUCUUAAAGCAUAGCCAAACAAUGAACCCUAGCUCGGCCACUGGACGUCCACCGGUCAAAGUUCAUUGAUGUCACCGCCUCAAUAAACUACUGACCAAUCAGAGCGCCAGGAACCGGUCCCACCUCCGCUCAAUAGACAGCGUACAGAGCUUUAUCUCCUUUUGACAACGUGCCGAAUUCUAUGUAACUGGGAUUUAUACACUGUUCUUUUAUUGAGAGGAAGUGUGAUAAAAUAAUGUCAGCUUUAAUGUUCGAAAAUUGUAUAAAUCGCCAGGAAAUGCUAGAAAGCCGCCAUUCUGAGCUAUCGUCUUCUUCAGAGCAACACGAACUCUUCGCAAUCAACUUGUACAGCAAAGAUCUAUUUGGAGUAACCUUUUAUAACGCCAGUUCCUUGCAAUAUACCUCAAUGUCUCCACUGCCUUUCGGCAUCACGUCCAAUCACAACGAUUACGCCAUGGACCGUCUACACGCGGCGUCUUCACUUCUGUCCCUUGGGAGCAAGGGUGACCUAUUACCGAUCACCAUUGAGACUCAAGAACCCGACUUCAACAAGGCCAUCGCCUCCGUCAUCUGGUCUCGACAUCAUCAUCAGACUCCGUCGACUAUCUUCAAAUGCGGCGUCCCGAACUGUCCGCUGUGCCCUGCAAGAGAUACAUCUAGCACUAUUCUGACUGGACAGGUAGACAUUCAGCGCAGUGACCGAGAGCCAACAAAGUCGUCUCGUCGAUCAACCGUUGUUAACUGGCUGGUUUCGUCGUCGUCGUCCACGCCCUUAUCGACGGCUCCAUCUAGCGGUAGCGUUAUCUACGGUACCGUGCCUUCGAACUCUCAACCACUACCACCUUAUCUUGCCUCUUCCCAGCGAUCAUGGCCCGCUCCGGCAUCACUUACCGGCUCGGUCUACUCGAACUCCGAUACCGAAGGCUCGCGAUCUUCUCCAACUAGCUCCCUCCCGUCUCCUUCGUACCUUACCGAGAUCAUCCGAUGUUCUCCGAUGGUUCCCGCUUCAACGCCGGACAUCUCCGCGAUGCCUACAAAGCGCCAACGAUUGCAUGAGACAUCGAACACUUCAUUGAACCUCCCCGGUGAACGCCAGCUGUCUUUCUCCUGCAAGUUCUGUCCCAAGCGAUUCACUCAGGCCUCCAGCUGUUCGUUCCAUCAGCGAACCCACACGGGAGCUCGUCCCUUCCAAUGUCCGUCCUGUUCCAAAGCCUUCGCUCAGAGAACGUCUCUUCGUACUCAUCUACGCACUCAUACAGGAGAUCGUCCUUACUGCUGCCAGGACUGUCAACAACGAUUCGGGGAUUUGUCGACGUUGACCAAACAUCGUCGUACUCAUACUGGGGAACGUCCCUACCGCUGUCAACAUGAAGGAUGUCAGCGAGCUUUCGCGCAGUCUGGCAACCUGAAGAGACAUUACAGGACACAUCUUCUGGACCGAAAACUGGAAAUGAUUACAGUCUGAAUGCAACGACUAAAGAAUCUUCAUUUGGUCAUAGACUUGGGAAAAUCUUCCAUCUUUUUAAAUAUGUUGCGAAUGUUUUAUAUUUCGAUCAAGGAUGUAUGUUGUUAUUGCCGAAAUUCUUGCAUCAAACACCAAAUAAAUACUAUUUAUGAUCAUUGAAAUAAUUGCAAGCUUAAUGUUAAUUUUUGUUUAAAUUAUUCAUUCAAUUUUAUUUUGAUAUCAAUA
This is a messenger RNA of Strongylocentrotus purpuratus (purple sea urchin), 1713 nucleotides long. Its product is annotated as protein glass. The transcript is spliced from 2 exons. NCBI's taxonomy places the organism in Eukaryota, Metazoa, Echinodermata, Echinoidea, Camarodonta, Strongylocentrotidae. The coding region runs from base 259 to 1488 and encodes 409 amino acids. Gene Ontology annotation, biological process: regulation of transcription by RNA polymerase II. Gene Ontology annotation, cellular component: transcription regulator complex; PcG protein complex. Gene Ontology annotation, molecular function: RNA polymerase II cis-regulatory region sequence-specific DNA binding; DNA-binding transcription factor activity, RNA polymerase II-specific. The record is from RefSeq and is a predicted model, not a curated record.